AUGCAGCUCUGUUUUGCCCCACUCUCUGAGCAGGCCACAACCCUGACUCCGGGAUCCACACAGCCCAAAGGCUAUGACCUCGACGGUGCCUACGAUGAUACAAUACCACCUACGGAGAAAGCUACAGUGAAAAUGGGCAUUCAGAUAGCUCUUCCUUCUGGGUUUUAUAGAAGAGUAGCUCCAUGGUCUGGCUUGGCUGCAAAACACUUUAUCGAUGUAGGAACUGGUGUCAUAGACGAAGAUUACUGA
Chlorocebus sabaeus (green monkey) is the source of this 249-nucleotide messenger RNA. The record is from RefSeq and is a predicted model, not a curated record. NCBI's taxonomy places the organism in Eukaryota, Metazoa, Chordata, Mammalia, Primates, Cercopithecidae.